Closterium sp. Naga37s-1 is the source of this 1662-nucleotide messenger RNA. The record is from the annotation of a GenBank genome assembly. NCBI's taxonomy places the organism in Eukaryota, Viridiplantae, Streptophyta, Zygnematophyceae, Desmidiales, Closteriaceae.
AUGCCUCGCCACGCCCUUCUCCCGCCGCGUCUCCGUCUCGCGCUGCUGCUCGCAGCAGUCGCCGCGUGCGUCGGCGCAUUGGUGACUGUAACGGGGUCGCAUGUGGCGGGGCGGGAGUGCGUGAGCAGCUUCCCGCGGCUGUGCAAGUUCGUGGACGAUCUGCGCGACUCCAUUCCCGAGCAGAUCGACGCCGCCACCGGCGCGCCCAUCCGCAUCGGCGCCUACCAGAUACGCCAGAAGCUGCACCGCGACCUGCCGCCCACGAAGCUGUACGCGUAUGGGCGCACCGCCUCCACCGCGCACUACCCCGGCCCCACGCUCGUCGCCCAGCGCGGCGUGCCCACCAAGGUGUAUUGGGAGAACCACCUGACGGACCGCCACCACAUGUUCCCCGUCGAUUACACCCUCGACGACGUCCCCCGCCCACUGCUCGGCGGCAUUCCCAUUGUGACGCACCGGCACGGGGGCGAGCAGCCGUCCUUCUCAGACGGGCACCCCGAGGCGUGGUUCACCCAAUACAGCGAAGUCGGGCGCGCCUUCCGCACGCGCCUGUACCGCUACCCCAACCACCAGCUGCCCACCACUCUCUGGUACCACGACCACACCAUCUCCAUCACGCGUCUCAACAUCGCUGCUGGCCUCACCGGCUUUUUCGUUCUCACCGACCCGCGCGGGGUGGAGAGAACCCUAAACGCCUGGCUGCCGCAGGGGGAGUUCUGCGUGCCGCUCGCGCUGUCGGACCGGAGAUUCUUUGCCAACGGGUCGAUUGAUUACCCGAGCCAGGGCGUGGUGCCGCGCGUGCACCCCCACUGGGUGCCCGAAUACCUGGGAGAUAAAAUCCUCGUCACUGGCAAGGUGUGGCCGUACCUGAACGUGCGGAGGGCGCUGUACCGCUUCCGAGUGUUGGGGGCGGCCAACACGCGCUUCUUCAAUCUGCGCUUCGUCUGCGCCACCCCCCGCAACUACCCCCACUUCACUCCGCCCUUCUCUGGCGACCAGCUGCCCAUCAUCGUGAUUGGGUCGGACGGGGGGUACCUGCCGCGCCCAGCGGUGCGCACAUCCCUCCUACCAGUGACCAACGACACGGCUGUCGUCAUGCGCUUCAUUGUCGACCACCACAGCCCCCGCCUGCCCGCCCCGCGCAUUCCCAAAACCCUCGUGCCGGUGCCCCCCGUGGACACAUCCCAGGUGGUGCUGGAGCGGUGGAUCACCGCCGUGGAGGAGACCGACCCCGCCACCGGGCAGUCCAUCCGCCUGCUGCUGGGCGGCCUGCCCUAUAGCGCCCCGCCCACUGAGACUCCCAGGGAGAACUCAGAGGAGCUGUGGCAUCUGAUCAACCUGACGCCCGACGCGCACCCCAUCCACCUGCACCUCAUUCAACACCGCCCCCUGUGGCGCCGCCCCUUCGACCUCGCCGCCUACAGCAGCGGCGCCUGCUCCUUCACCAACUCCUUCUGCCCUCCUGCUUCACUGGCGCGCAGCAGUCUGUGGCCGCGUAUGAGCGCGGGUGGAAGGACACCACCAUCCUGCCGCCCGGCACCGUGCUCACCCUCUGGACGCCCUGGUACUCCCAGGAUGGCACGCCCUUCCCCUUUGACGCGACACGCGGACCGGGGUAUGUGUGGCACUGCCACAUUGUGGAGCAUGAGGACAACUCCAUGA